ACCCGCACUCAAGAAGAAGCCCGCGCCGCAGUUCUCGCCUCUCUCUCCUCAGCCGGCAGCUUCCACGACAGCAAAUACCUCACGCGUGCUUCGGACUUACACGCCAACAGCUCCGCCAUCGCCAAACAGGAAUCCGAACUCCUCAAGUCCUCCAAAGCGCUGGCUAAGGAAAGUGACAAGUGGCAGAAGGAACUGGACAAGGCGACCAAGGGCGUGAAGGAGGUCGGCGACUUGCAGAACUGGGCGGAGAUGUUAGAGCGCGAAUUUUGCGUGCUGGAGGAGACUUUGAGAUUGGCGGAG
Messenger RNA from Zymoseptoria tritici IPO323, 300 nucleotides. RefSeq lists its product as uncharacterized. The transcript has a single exon. NCBI's taxonomy places the organism in Eukaryota, Fungi, Ascomycota, Dothideomycetes, Mycosphaerellales, Mycosphaerellaceae. Gene Ontology annotation, biological process: endosomal transport. The annotation marks the transcript as partial. Gene Ontology annotation, cellular component: BLOC-1 complex. The record is from RefSeq and is a predicted model, not a curated record.